Messenger RNA from Dicrocoelium dendriticum, 857 nucleotides. NCBI's taxonomy places the organism in Eukaryota, Metazoa, Platyhelminthes, Trematoda, Plagiorchiida, Dicrocoeliidae. The record is from the annotation of a GenBank genome assembly.
GAUCACGUGUUUCCCAAAUGUUGGAGAGAGGAUGGUAUUUCAACCAAAUCAAAGGCACCUGCGAGGAAGUCAACGAUGCUGAUAUAAUCUCCUGUGUGGAAUACGAUAAAUCUGGGGAAUUCUUAGCCACUGGGGACCGGGGCGGUCGAAUUGUCAUUUUUCAGCAAGAUCCUGAGCAACGAAACCAAUUACGAGUCAAUCAUAAUGUCUAUUGCACAUUCGUUAGUCAUGAACCCGAGUUCGAUUACCUGAAGUCACUGGAAAUCGAGGAGAAAAUAAACAAAAUCCGAUGGCUUCCCAGAACAAACCACGCUCGAUUUUUGCUCUCCACUAAUGACAAAACAAUAAAGCUAUGGCGCAUAGUGGAACGUCACAAACGUGCAAUGGGCUACAACCUAACCAACGACCAUAAUAAUAUGGAUGCAUAUUCCGACAAGUCUUUCGACGAUCAGCAGCACUCCAACACCCCAAUUCCCCGUUUCUGGCAUCCCGCGGACCUUCGCGUUCCCCAUUUCGAAGAGACGGAACCCACCGUUGAGGCCAUCCCUCGGCGAGUGUUUGCCAACGCUCACGCCUACCUGAUCAAUUCUUUAUCCGUGAAUUCCGAUCAGGAGACCUUUUUGUCCGCUGACGACCUCCGGAUCAAUCUGUGGAAUCUGCAGAUUACCGAUCAGUCUUUUAAUAUUGUGGACAUCAAGCCAGCGAACAUGGAGGAUUUGUCCGAAGUGAUAACAGCCGCCCAGUUUCAUCCUUCCGCCUGCUCCUGUUCAUUUACAGUAGCAGCAAAGGCACCAUCCGAUUGUGCGACAUGCGUCAACGAGCAUUGUGUGACGAACACGCUCUGUACACACCAGUAG